AAGUUUGAGGUUAUUGUUAUUCAAUAUUUUCAAAAAGACUGAGUUAUUGAACAAGGUUGAGAGUUUAAUAUGUAAUUAAGAUAGGCGAAACAAACGAAAUUCCUGUCAAAGACCUACUGUAAAUAAAUUGUCAUGGAUUUUCUUUCGGAAGUAAUAGGCGAAGCUGUAAUCUUAAGUGUUGACUCUUUAAUAUUGGGGUUUUGUGUUAAACAGCUGAGCAAAUGUAAACACAUACUAAAUGCCCUUCAGACAGCCCCAGUUCUCGAUAUUGAUAAUAGUCUUAAUAAAGAGAUAAACAAGUACCCCAAUUAUGUUAUACCAUAUGUUGUAGUACGAGGUCUAGUUAAGCCUCUUGGAAAUCCUAUCACAAGUAAUUACAAUCAGUCAGUUACUGGAGUUAUUCAAAGGUUAAUAAUAAAAGAACAUGUCAUUGCUAGAACAUCUGCCGGUUUCUGGUCUGACCAGACUCGCACAAUUCAUGAGUUUUGCAAUUCAACACCAUUUGUUCUUACUAAUGGAAAGUACAGCAUUGAAGUUGUAGAUGCUUUGUCUGCUGAACUUUUGGAUUUGGAUGUUAUUUCUGACAAAUUUGAGCCUAUGUCUCCUGGAGUAAUUGAUCAUGUUUGGGGCUUUUUCUCUGGUGUCAGGCAAAGAGGCUUACAGACUAUGGAAGAGAUGUUACGAGAUGGAUCAUACAUCACAGCUGUUGGUGAACUUAGUAGAACCAGUUCAGGCCUAAAAAUUCAACCACCAAAAGAUGGAUUACCUCUGUAUUUGACAACAUCAACAAAAUCUAGUCUUUUAAACAGAUUAGCAAGUUCUAGAGACUUCUUAAGGGUCUUACUGGUGUUAUUUGGCUCUGUAGCAGCCAUUGCCUCCGGACGCAUUGCAUACAAGUAUAUUAAGAGAAGACGACGACGCCAAGCUGACGAAAAUUUAAAGAAACAACUGGCGGCUGGCCGAAGAGAACGACGUGCACAAAAUAGAGAUAAGGAUCUUAGUGAAGUGCAGCUUUGUGUUGUCUGCAGUGAUAAUCCUAAAGAGAUAAUACUUUUGCCAUGUGGUCACGUCUGCCUAUGCGAAGACUGUUCCGAGAAUAUUCGCGACAAUUGUCCAAUUUGUCGUGAGAGAAUCCACUCCCGCGCACCCGCAUUCAUAACAUAAAUGCUUAAUGGUAGGUUAAUACAUACUGAAGUGUUGUUUUGGGUCAUAUGGACCAAAUUAAUUUUGGAAAAUUGAUAAGUAAUCAAAACAUAACACAGAUUUUUAUCAAAAUUAUUGUUUUAACAAAUAGUUAGUUGAUAAUAAAACUUUGUGGCAAAGAAAUGUUAUGGUGAUCAUAAAUCCUAUAUUUUUAACCACUACUGUAAAUAUGUAUAGAAAAUUGUCAAAACCUUAAAGUCAAAACUUAAUAUUUAUUUUGGUUAUAGAAAUAUGAUCAACAUUGUAUAAUGACUUUUUUCUACAAAAUGUUACUACAAUGUUAGGGUGGCUAAUAAACUAAAUAGAUUCAGUAAAAUUAUAUUUCAUCCAAGUGAAUAUUAUCUUAAAU
Pieris rapae (cabbage white) is the source of this 1552-nucleotide messenger RNA. It is a transcript of the gene Mul1, whose product is annotated as mitochondrial E3 ubiquitin protein ligase 1. The coding region runs from base 133 to 1164 and encodes 343 amino acids. The transcript is spliced from 6 exons. Gene Ontology annotation, biological process: protein ubiquitination; organelle organization. The record is from RefSeq and is a predicted model, not a curated record. Gene Ontology annotation, molecular function: ubiquitin-protein transferase activity. Lineage: Eukaryota; Metazoa; Arthropoda; Insecta; Lepidoptera; Pieridae.